GCUGAGUUCCGAUCACCUCGCAGAUCAAAGAAAUAGUUCGCUUUUUGUCGCUCGCUAAGUCGUUAUUAAACUCGCGACAAAAAUGCCAGUUUCCGAUUCUCUAGAGGCCCUUUCCAUGAGGCAAGAAGCCAAGAGGUUUGAGUCAGUAAGCCCAAAUAUUCAAUCUUUAUACGACCUUUUGGAGAGAAUCGAUAACGUCCCUCUAAAACGCAAGAUUCGAGAGCUCGUGAAUCGCAUAGAGGAAUCAUUCCUUAACAGUCCUGAGUUUACAACACCCAGAGUGGACAGUAGCUGUGAACUAAGACUGGGCAUUGUUGGCAGCUCUGUUUCAGGGAAGUCUGACUUAUUACACAGAUAUCUGACUGGUGAAUAUGCCAAGGUAGAUUCCUUUACGGGACGUCACAAAAAGGAAGUGUGUUACGAAGGACAGAGCCACCUUUUGUUGAUAAGAAAUGAGACUGGACCUCCAGAUGUGCAGUUUACUCAAUGGGUGGAAGCAGUCAUUUUUGUUUUCAGCUUGGAUGAUGAGUUGAGCUUCAGUGUUUUAUCAGGGUAUUAUGCCAAAAUGACUCAGUACAGAAAAUACAUCUCUGAUGUCCCUGUGGUUUUGGUUGCUCUAACUGAUGGUGUUACAAGCAUCGAACAACCAGGCAUUGUUGCCACGAAUCGAAUAAAGAAGCUUAUCUCCGACCUCAAGCACUGUGUUUACCUUGAGGCUUCAGCCCUAACAGGAGACAAUGUGGAUCGUGUUUUUAAUACAGCAAUUGAAAAGUUGAUUCAAGCCAGAGGAGAGACAAGUCCAGUUCUGACAUCAUUUGACCCAUUGCACUCCCCCACAACAAAGGACCCUCCUGAUCAAUAUACUUCAAAUGCCUUGUCAUACAGUCCUGUUAACAGCGGCACCAAUAGUGCCACGUCAACACCGUCUUCGUCUACAAAACGCUCAACAAGGCGGAGGACAAUGCUUUUCAGUUCAUCGAAAGAGAAGAAGGAAAAAGAUACUGUGAUAGACACAGAUGUGGGGAGUGGAAGAUCAAUCCCCAUAAGACAGGGUUAUCUUCUAAAAAGAAGCUCCAGCUCUAUCAAUAAAGAAUGGAAGAAGAAAUAUGUAACACUUUUAGAAGAUGGGGUGCUUGCAUAUUACCCAAAUCUCCAUGAUUAUAUGGAUGAUGUUCAUGUGAAGACAAUAAUAUUAAAACAUACGACAGUUAAAGUUCCUGGGAAAAGGCCACCAAAAGCAACGACUUCUUCUCAAGGUGAUUCAAGACCAACAACUCCAGUGGAGUCAGAUAAUAAUAACAGUGGUGCAGAAAACGCAGGACUGAACAGCGUUGACGGUGUACAAAAUGGAAUUGACUCGUACAGUGGUUACAACUCUCUCCCCUCACAACACGACAUUGACAACGCCAUUGCCAGUAUAGGCACCCAAGUCAUUACACCUGUAUCGGCAAAUGCUGGAGCGAACGCGACAAAAAUGGAAUCAUCGAGUGUCAUAAAGAAAAAGAAUAAGAGAAGUAAACACACAAAAUCUUGUGAAAUAGACUAUGAUGAGCUGGAGAAAGCUCUCGCUAUUGCUGCAGCCAAUGCAGCGGUUCCGGCAGGUUCAAGGGUGGAUCCAAUGCAAGUGGGAACAGGGAGUGCAAAAAAGAAGGAGAAGGGUCACAGGCGCGUCAAAAGCGGCAAUGGACCCAAAGUUGAUUUAGAUCCAGAAAUGACAGACUGGGAGUUCACUAUUGUGUCAUUAGAGGCAAAAUCGUGGCAGUUUGCAGCAGCUACGCAAGAGGAAAGAGAUGCUUGGGUGCAGUUAAUCGAACAACAGAUUUUGUCCUGUUUGCAGUCAAAUGAGAGCGGAAGAGAAAAGUCACGUGGUAAUAGCAGUUCUUCAACGAAUGGUCAGAACAUGCAAUCGAUAAGGAACAUGGAGGGGAACGAAGUUUGUGUAGACUGUGGUGCACCAAGUCCUGACUGGGCAUCGCUGAACCUCGGGGCCCUGAUGUGCAUAGAAUGUUCCGGAAUCCACAGGAACUUAGGAACACACGUGUCUAGAGUACGGUCGUUGGACUUGGAUGAUUGGCCGUCGGAGCUCACUGCUGUCAUCAGUGCGAUCGGUAACACACUUGCUAACAGCGUAUGGGAAGGAAGAAUACAAAAUAAAACAAAACCAACAUCUUCGUCAACAAGAGAAGAGAAAGAAAAAUGGGUCCGGGCUAAGUAUGAAACAAAAGAAUUUCUUUGUGAGCUUCCGCCGAGUGAUUUCUCUUUGGGCGAACAACUAUUGGAGGCUGUAAUGAGAGAGGACCUGCCUCAGUGCAUACUUCUGUUGGCUCACUGUUCUCCCGAGGAUCUCAACAUAGCUAAUGAAGACAGACAGGGCUGCAACGCUCUUCACAUCAGCUGCUCGUUAGGAAAUAUUGUUAUAACACAGCUUCUUAUAUGGUAUUUUGCUGAUGUGCGGAUUCUUGACGGUCAAGGUCGAUCAGCUCUGUGGCACGCAAAGAGUGCUGGGAGCAAAGAGUGUGCCGACAUAUUACGUCAUAAUGGUUGUAAUGACCUCGGUACCAUGAUUCCUCUGGGGAGUGAUGUGUUCUGCUGACGAUGUUAAAUUACGUGGACUUGUUGACUCGUGAAGGAAAAAAAAAAGUCAAACUAAGGAUUCAUAGUAACGGAAAGUUUUUACGUGGCACCAUCUCAUCAACGUGUGACGUGUGUUGUCUGGGUGUUGAUCUAGUGGUGACAGCGACGCGGUUAGCGUGCUUUGUGAUUCAGCGGCGUCGCACUUUGAAGCUACUUUGUUGGACAGAGCUGAAUAAUGAAAUGCCACGUCAGCGGGUAUGCGGUCAACAACGCGGGCUCAAGUGUCCUAGGUCUA
Molecule: messenger RNA, 2869 nt
Organism: Stylophora pistillata
Lineage: Eukaryota; Metazoa; Cnidaria; Anthozoa; Scleractinia; Pocilloporidae
Product: arf-GAP with GTPase, ANK repeat and PH domain-containing protein 1
Biological process (GO): activation of GTPase activity
Molecular function (GO): GTPase activator activity; protein binding; GTPase activity
Source: RefSeq, a predicted model, not a curated record